UGUGAUCAGCACACUGCAGCAAUGCUUGUUGCUGCUUGUCUCCUCCCUUCGCAGAACGCAACGCUUGCCAGCCUAGCCUGUGGAAGCGUGCGCCGAGUAGCACCCCAUUGCCCUGCGUUCGCGAGCAUCUCUUGUCCCAAAGCACGCGUCUUUCGAGCGAAGGCGGGCGAGUCGUGGUUCAAUUGGACCUUCGAUCUCUUGCUCCUCAUGGGUGAAUACGCAACGCCAUCGUAUGGAGACGCGCCUUAUUGGGAUGAACGAUACGAAAAGGAGGGCCCUGAAAAGACCUUUGAUUGGUAUCAACAGUACACAGGCUUGGCUCCCAUAUUUGACCUCUACAUGAACAAAGCGUCCAAGGUGCUCAUGGUGGGCUGCGGCAAUGCAGUGCUUUCAGAGGACAUGGUUCAGAAUGGAUAUCAAGACAUUUGGAACAUUGACAUCUCCUCGGUGGUAGUGGAUUUUAUGAAACAAAGAAACUCUAACAUUCCGCAGCUAAAGUAUGACACGAUGAAUGUUUGUUCAAUGGGGUUCGACGAAUCCACUUUUGAUGUGGUUCUUGACAAAGGCACUCUGGAUGCCAUCCUGUGUGGGAACAAUUCUAUGGAGAAUGCAUCUGCCAUGAUAAGUGAAGUGUGCAGAGUGUUGAAACCUGGAGGCAAAUUCCUGCUGAUUACAUACGGUGAUCCUCAAGUCCGCAUAUCACACCUGCAAGCAGACGAGUUGAGCUGGACAGUCAAAAUACAUGCCAUGCCACGGCCAGGGGUGUGUGCAGAGUUAUGUCCGGCUUGGGCUCUGGUGCCAAUGAAAAUUGGCAUCAACGGGCGGUUGGUCCCGAAUGGUGAAGAUUUGGAGGGUGGGAAUGUGCACUAUAUUUAUGUCUGCACCAAGGAUUCACUGUAGUCCAUAUGGCACUCCUGUUUAUUUGAAUUUAUGAAUGAGCAUGAUGCACGCUUGAAGUCACACAUUGUAUAUGUUCGCCACCAUACUUCAAUUAUUCAAGAUGGAAACUGAAUCUGGCCGUGACGACUGCCUGAGCGUCUAUUAUCGCGUGAAAAAAACAUUCAACGUGGC
Closterium sp. NIES-67 is the source of this 1071-nucleotide messenger RNA. NCBI's taxonomy places the organism in Eukaryota, Viridiplantae, Streptophyta, Zygnematophyceae, Desmidiales, Closteriaceae. The record is from the annotation of a GenBank genome assembly.